Molecule: messenger RNA, 940 nt
Organism: Nanorana parkeri
Lineage: Eukaryota; Metazoa; Chordata; Amphibia; Anura; Dicroglossidae
Gene: CUNH1orf52
Product: chromosome unknown C1orf52 homolog
Exons: 3
Coding region: 48-542 (164 amino acids)
Source: RefSeq, a predicted model, not a curated record
UUCCCCAGGAAGCAAGGCUCGAUAGGAACUGUUUUACACGGUGCACCAUGGCGGAGGAGGAGAAGGAUCCCCUGAGUUAUUUUGCAGAGUAUGGCAGCUCGGACAGCAGCAGUGAGGAGGAGGACGGGGAUAAGGAGGAGAGGCCGGCGGAGGAGAAGAGGCCUCCCCCCGCACGACGCCUUCCCGGGCCUGAUGAGCUCUUCCAGACUGUCAGCCGCCCGGCCUUCCUCUCUACCCCUUCUAGCUCCACCAUUAACUGGGAGAAGAGGCUCAUCCGACCCCCUGAGGAGCCCCCCAGAGAGUUUAAAGCAUGGAAGAUGAAUGCUGUUCCUCCUCCAGAAUCCUACAAGGUGGAAGAGAAGAAGGGACCGCCCCCCGAGUUGGACAUGGCUAUAAAGUGGUCCAGUAUGUACCAAGACAAUGGAGACGAUGCUCCUCAACAGGUCAGCAAAGCAAAGUUUCUUCCGGAUGAGGAGACCGCCAUUGACUCUCCUGAUGAAGAGGAAGAGCCAUCGUCGGCUAAAAAGCGGAAAGUCUCGUAGCUGUAAUCUGUACACAAGCAGUCUGGAUCCUAUAGGAUUGGAACGCCGUUCUACUAGAGCCAUGUGACCUCCAGAGUGCAGUCAUAACUGAGUGUAGAUGUUUCACAUGUUCCUAGUCACCAGUGCUUGGUCAUACAUGUGAGAGAGCGGGACUACUGUAUAUGGUGUAUACUAUACACACUUGUCUUGGUGAAUGUAUUGAGUUGUAAGGAACUUUCUGUCUAGCAAUACAUCGGUGUUUUUAUUUCUCCCAACCAGUGAAAAUGCAGUUUGGUUCUGCCGCUCGUCUGCAUUGUCUUUAGAAACCUUUUAUAAAGGAGUGUGUAAUCAGACUAAGUUAUUGUAAUAAUCCCCCACAGGGGCAGUUUUACAGGAAAACCUACUUUGUAAAUAGGUCA